This is a messenger RNA of Anoplopoma fimbria (sablefish), 4630 nucleotides long. It is a transcript of the gene oplah, whose product is annotated as 5-oxoprolinase, ATP-hydrolysing. The record is from RefSeq and is a predicted model, not a curated record. NCBI's taxonomy places the organism in Eukaryota, Metazoa, Chordata, Actinopteri, Perciformes, Anoplopomatidae. Gene Ontology annotation, molecular function: 5-oxoprolinase (ATP-hydrolyzing) activity. The coding region runs from base 114 to 4037 and encodes 1307 amino acids. Gene Ontology annotation, biological process: glutathione metabolic process. The transcript is spliced from 28 exons. Gene Ontology annotation, cellular component: cytosol.
AGGAGGAGAAUCUGUGUAAGUCACCGUGUUCUCAAAGAUCGACGCUCUGCAAGUGCUGCCGAGGUGUACAGCUAGUCACAGACUCAGGAGCAGCUCUUCUCUUUUUCUCCACUAUGGCUGAGACUGAGGGGAAAUUUGACUUUGCCAUCGACCGGGGUGGCACCUUCACCGAUGUGUUUGCCCGGCUGCCUGAUGGUCGAGAGAGAGUCCUGAAACUGCUGUCCCGGGACCCCCAGAACUACAAAGACGCUCCCACUGAGGGGAUCCGCAGAGUCCUGGAAGAGGAAACAGGGCGGGUCUUUCCUCGCGACCAGCCCGUAGACACCUCUCUGAUUGGCUGGAUCAGAAUGGGCACAACAGUGGCAACCAAUGCGCUACUGGAGAGAGAGGGAGAGAGGACUGCGCUCCUGGUCACGCUGGGCUUCAAGGAUUUGUUGCACAUAGGCACUCAGGCCAGGCCCAAACUAUUCGAUUUGGAGGUGGCUGUCCCUGAGGUGCUGUAUGAAGAGGUAAUAGAGGUGGAUGAGCGAGUUGUUCUCAGGCAAGACGGCUGCCAGAUGCCCAGAAAAGAUCCCAAACGUAUUGUCACAGGCAGUACAGGGGAUUCUCUGGAGGUGUGGAGGGAGCUUGACCUUGAGCGAGUGGAAAAAGAUCUCAGGGGAGUUCUGUCCCGCGGGAUCACCAGUCUCGCCGUCCUUCUGCUGCACUCAUACACAUGGUCUGAUCAUGAGAAGGCAGUGGGCGCCCUGGCACGUCGUCUGGGCUUCACCCAGGUGUCUCUGUCAAGUGAGGUCAUGCCCAUGGUGCGGGCGGUGCCUCGGGGCUACACCGUCUGCGCCGACGCCUACCUCACACCAAAAAUCCAUCAGUAUUUAAAAGGCUUCACCUCUGGGUUCAAGGGUGGACUGAAGGAUGUGGACGUCCUGUUCAUGCAGUCAGAUGGCGGUCUGACUCCCAUGGAGCAGUUCUGCGGUUCACGGGCCGUUCUAUCUGGCCCAGCGGGAGGGGUGGUGGGAUACGCCAUCACUUCAUACAACCAAAUGGAGAAAAAGCCUGUGAUAGGCUUUGACAUGGGUGGGACAUCCACUGAUGUGAGUCGGUACGCUGGCCAGUAUGAACACGUGUUUGAGGCUACCACGGCCGGAGUCACCCUGCAAGCACCGCAGCUGGACAUCAACACUGUGGCUGCCGGCGGAGGAUCAAGACUCUUUUUCAGAUCAGGGAUGUUUGUGGUCGGACCAGAGUCUGCAGGUGCACAUCCAGGACCAGCCUGUUACAGAAAAGGCGGCCCUCUGACUGUCACCGAUGCUAACUUAGCCCUGGGUCGACUCCUUCCUUCCUUCUUCCCAAAGAUCUUUGGGCCAGGGGAAAACGAACCACUGUCAUUGGAAGAAACCAUGAACCAUUUCCGUCAUCUGAGCCAGGAGAUCAACCUCUUCUUGUCUUCCAAACAAUCAAAGGUUAGUGCAAAUGGAGCCGACCACUCACACAACAGCAAGUCAGAGAUGAGUGUGGAGGAGGUUGCCAUGGGAUUCAUUCGUGUUGCAAAUGAGGCCAUGUGCCGGCCAAUCAGAGCUCUGACACAGGCUAAGGGCCAUGAUACAUCUCAGCACGUGUUGGCAUGUUUCGGGGGUGCAGGUGGCCAACAUGCCUGUGCUAUUGCCCGAGCCUUGGGGAUGAAGACUGUCUUCAUUCACAAGUACAGCGGCGUGCUGUCAGCCUAUGGUCUGGCUCUAGCUGACGUGGUGGAGGAGGUGCAGGAGCCGUGCUCGCUGCAGUACGAGCAGCGCUCCUUCAGCGAGCUUGAUCGGAGGGUGGAGCAGCUCUCAAAACGCUGCCACGAUACACUCUGCGCACGUGGAUUCACCAGCACUCAGAUAACCACUGAGGUCUUCCUCCACCUGCGUUACAAGGGCACUGACUGCGCUCUCAUGGUUACCGCUGAUGGUUACCCCACCAACGCCAAGUCCUGUCUAGCCGGAGACUUCCGCAGUGCCUUCACCAAGCGUUAUCUGAAGGAGUUUGGAUUCACUAUCCCAGACAGAGCCAUCAUGGUUGAUGACAUCAGAGUGAGGGGCUGCGGGAAAUCUGGUAUCAAAUCAGUGUUUAAAACAAAGACGGGUCGUGGACAGGCCAAACCAGUAACGAUGACCAAGUGUUACUUUGAGGAAGGUAACCUGGACACCAGUGUGUAUCUAUGGGAGGAGCUGCCAUGUGGUCACAGCAUCCAAGGACCAGCCAUCAUUAUCGACAAAAACAGUACUAUCCUGGUGGAGCCGUGCUGUGAGGCCCAUCUAACAGAAGGGGGCGACGUUUGUAUGACUGUAGGCUCUGACCCUCACUGCGCCCUGGGCACUGAGCUCAACACUGUGCAGCUCUCCAUCUUCUCUCACCGCUUCAUGAGCAUAGCAGAACAGAUGGGUCGAGUCCUCCAAAGAACCUCCAUCUCCACCAACAUCAAGGAACGCCUCGACUUCUCCUGUGCUGUGUUCGGACCAGAUGGUGGUUUAGUGUCCAAUGCACCCCACAUCCCUGUCCACCUGGGGGCCAUGCAAGAGACCGUCCAGUACCAGAUCAGAUCAUUGGGGAAGACGCUGAAAGAAGGCGAUGUCAUCCUGAGCAACCACCCGUGUGCCGGCGGCAGCCACCUGCCAGACCUCACAGUCAUCACACCUGUGUUUAGGAAAGGAGUGAGCAGUCCAGUGUUCUUUGUCGCCAGCAGAGGGCACCACGCUGACAUUGGAGGCAUCACGCCAGGCUCCAUGCCCCCCCACUCCACCUCCCUUCAGCAGGAGGGGGCUGUCUUCAUUUCCUUCAAACUUGUAACUGGUGGCGUCUUUCAGGAAGAGGCUGUAACUGAAGCUCUGAUGGCUCCGGCCCAGUACCCAGACUCCUCUGGGACUCGUAAUCUCCAUGACAACCUGUCAGACCUGCGGGCUCAGGUGGCAGCCAAUCAGAGAGGCAGCCAGCUUGUGGGGGAGUUGAUUGACAGCUACGGGUUAGCUGUGGUCCAGGCCUACAUGGGAUACAUUCAGAGUAAUGCAGAGCUGGCAGUGAGGGACAUGCUGAGAGACUUUGCACGUCGUCGACGGCAACAGACUGGCUCCUUGGAGGUGGAGUCGGAAGAUUUCAUGGAUGAUGGGACAGCAAUCAGACUGCGGGUUCAGAUUAAUGAGGAAGAGGGCAGUGCAGUGUUUGACUUCACAGGGACGGGAACAGAGGUUUGGGGGAACUGCAAUGCUCCACGCGCCAUCACCCUCUCUGCCCUCAUCUAUUGCCUGCGAUGCAUGGUGGGACAGGAUAUUCCCCUUAAUCAGGGAUGCCUUGCACCAAUCAAAAUCAUCAUACCCCCUGGGUCAAUCCUUCAGCCUUCCCAGAAUGCAGCUGUGGUGGGAGGAAAUGUACUCACAUCCCAAAGAGUGGUCGACGUCAUAUUUAGGGCAUUUGAGUCAUGCUCUGCUUCACAGGGCUGCAUGAACAACAUUUCAUUUGGCAGUGAGAGUGUAGGUUACUAUGAGACGGUUGCUGGGGGAGCGGGGGCGGGGCCAGGCUGGAAUGGGCGGAGUGGAGUUCACAGUCACAUGACCAACACCCGCAUCACUGACCCUGAGAUUCUGGAGAAGAGAUAUCCCGUCAUCUUAGAGCACUUCUCUCUGCGGCCCGGCUCAGGAGGUGCAGGAAAAUACUGCGGGGGAGACGGUGUGGUGCGGAAGCUUCUGUUCAGGAACAAGGUGGUGCUGUCAGUACUGACCGAGAGGCGAUCCACCCGACCCUACGGCCUCCAGGGGGGUGAGGACGGUGCAGCAGGGCUGAACCUGCUUCACAGAGCAGACGGUCGGGUCCUCAACCUGGGUGCCAAAACCAGCAUCAGCCUUCAGCCCGGGGACAUGUUCUGCCUCUACACCCCUGGAGGAGGGGGGUACGGAGGACAGGAGGACACAAACAGUCGACCCCAGACCAAGCGCAGGCGCCUGAAUGAGUCUUUCCCUGAGAGAGGCAGCGUCUUUGAAUACCGAAUGGCACAAGAGGGUGUGUGAAAAUAAAUAAGGAGAGGGAAAGCUGACAGACAAGCCAGAGGAGGAGAAGAAGGAGUGAGGUGGGAAAAUAACAGAAACUCGAGCAGAGUAGAAGAUUGUAAAGGGCUCUUUGUCAAAGAUGGAUAGAUUCUUUAAAAAGAUCAAGCAGAACAGUGGUAACAACAUAAAACUCAACAUCACUAGAACAGAAUUGUUUACAAUGAUAUUGUUUUGAGGAAUCUGUGUGCAAAAUAUAUUCAAAAGACUAAUAGCUCAGGCAUCCAUCAGAUUUGUGUGAUAGACAAAUAAGAUGUGUUGCUCAGUUGAAAGUUUUAUAGUAACAUUUUGAUAAUACAUAUCCCAGUCAACAUUUCAUUUUACGGUGACAACAAAUUUGCCAUGGAAGUUAAGACAUAGUGUGAAUUUUUUUCCAACUGAAAUUCUUUUAAAUGAAUGAAAAUCCACUCCAACUUUGCCAGAGAGAAGCUAAAUAUGUGAAGCAGCUGCUGAUCCGUUUUCACUGGAACCUCCGCUUAUCUAACACCACAAAGUCACAAUGUGUUUACUGUUCUUGUUAUUUUAACAGCACAGACAAAUAAACCCAAUUUCUACUA